Molecule: messenger RNA, 3351 nt
Organism: Paramecium pentaurelia
Lineage: Eukaryota; Ciliophora; Oligohymenophorea; Peniculida; Parameciidae
Source: the annotation of a GenBank genome assembly
AUGACAAAUUCUGAAUGGAGACUAAUUUACAGUGACUUUUAUCAACAAUCAAUAACAACACAUGAAAGCUGGAAAUCAUUAGAGACUUGCUUAAUUAAUCAUUAAUUAUUACCAUAAACUAAAUAAUGUCUUACAAAUAACUUAGAGUUUAUAAGAUUAAAUGAAAAUAGAAAAGGAAUAGAAAAAGAAUUUUAUUAUCCUCACUAUUAACUUCGAAUAAUCACAGAUGUUAUAUAUAUUCGUUCAUAAUCUGGAGUCAAUUCUUAAUUUUAGAUAUAAAUAAAUGAUUCUUCAGGACCGUAUAUGAUUUUUUAAAGGCUUUAUUAAUAAUCUACUUUAAAAUUAUAUGACAAAGUGUGUGAUUUUGACUGUUCACCAACUUGUAACGGUUUGGAUGAGAGGAGAAUUGAAAUCAAGACUCAUAUUAUUGAUACAAUAGGCCAUUAAUUUCCUAUAUUUACAAUUUCUUAUUGUUAUUAACCAUAAGAUGAUUUAAUGCGUAUUGGUUUAAGAAAUAUUUUAAUUUAUGCUAAUUCAUGCCAUAUAUCAUGUGCUUCAUGUAAUGGAGAGGCUUAAUUUAAUUGUCUGACUUGUUAUCAAGGUUCACCUUCAGGUGGUGUUUGUUUAUGUGAUGAAUCUAAUAAAUAUACACAUAGAUUGACUGGUUGUAUAUAAGAAUGUCCUAGAGAUUAUUAUCUAACAGAUAACUCUAAUUAUUGUUAAUUUAACCCAAGUAUUUUAAAUAUUAAAAAUAGGAAUUAAAUCUAUGUAUAAAUACUUUACAUCAUCAACAAUUAGUAACGGAAAUUAAAUACCAUAUGAACCAUGGGAAUUUUACCCUGAUCCAUUUCAUUUUAGCAAUACUAAUAAUAUAUUUUUUUGUUCUGGAUAGGAUUAAGUUGGAAAAUUUAUGUAUUCUUAAUUUAUGUAAUUAAAUUUGCCAAAAAAUGAAGGUUUAGUAUUUUUAAGAAUCAGAGUAUCCUUUCAUUUUUUUGGAUGGUAGCUGAAUUCUGUAUUAAAACUAAUAGUAGAUUAAUAUUCUCAAAUGAGAAUAGAGAAGACUUUGAAUAAUUACACAAUAUUCAAUGGAAGAUUAAAUAAAUUUGAAAGUUUAAGUUGUUCAUCUGAAAAUUAUGAUUAUCUAAGAAUUGAAGCGAUUUUAAAAACUUAUACAACAACUCCAAUUAUUUAAUUUUAGGCUAUUUAAAAAUUAGAUAGUGAAUUUUGGAGUUUUAAUAAUGUGACAAUUGAUUAUGGAUUAUGUUAAAGUAAUUGUACAAAAUGUGAAACUUUUUAAAAAUGCUUAAUUUGUGAAUCAGGUUUUAAAUUAUAUAGGGGAACAUGUGUGGAAUCAUGCCCUUCGUAUUCAUAAAUAAACAAUUAAGAUUGCAUAGACUAUGAAGAUAUUAUAGAUAGUAUAAAAUAUUCUUAAAAUAUUAGAUAGUAGAUAUUUAAUAAAAGCAUUUUAUGAUAUGAACUCUACUUUUGAAGAAGUAACUAAAGUUGUUGAUAAUUUCACAGAUUUAAAUGACAUUAUUUAAACAUCAUUUACUCAAGCAUAUUAUUCAUUUGUUCCUGAAAAAUCAGUUUUGGGGGGAGUUUUAGUAUGGAGUGAGGGAAAAUUUAAAAAAACAUUUUAAAAUUUACAACCACAUUAUUAAUUGAGUAUUAGAAUGAAUAUUACAUAUGGAGAUGAAAAUAAUGGUUGGUUUAAAUAUUAAUUAGAUUCAUAUCAAUCUAAUUAAAUAAAUAAUCCAUAAACAGGGAGUAUAAAUAUUGUAGGAAAUAAUAAAAAAGAGACUACUAUUUAUGAAGAAUAUUAAUACACACAUAAUUCAAAUCAAUUAAAUAUUGUAUUAUCAGCUAAUACUGAAGGAAUGUCAUUAGAAGAUGCAUUUAUAUAUGUUUCAGAAUAUUUUGUUAUCGUUCAUUAUGUAUUAAUUAUAAAUAUAUCUAGUGUGCACCCUUUUGUUCUUCAUGCACAGGUCCUAAAAUAACAGAUUGUGAUUUUGGAUAAUAUUCUGGAUAUAAUUUAACACAUUAUUGUAGUUCAAAUAAGUACCUGAAAUAUAAUAGUGAUACUUAAAUUUACACAUGUGAAGAAUGUAAUUAAUUAGGAUGUCUUGAAUGUUAAAGUGAAUUAAUUUGUACAAGAUGUGAAUUCUCAGAUAAUUUAUAAUUUUUAUUGGAUUAAGGUGAAUGUAUCUGUUAUCCUUCAUAAUAUUUAUCAAAUAAUUAAUGUCUAAGUAAUUAUUUAAUAUCAUAUUUAAGAAUGUAGUAAAUAUUGCGAAAGUUGUUUUGGAUCAAAUAAUGAUUAAUGUUAUACUUGCAAUUCAGAUUUUCAUAGAUCAAUAAAUUAAUAUAAAUGCUAAUGUUUGAAUGGAUUUUAUGAUGAUGGCUAUAAUAUACAAUGUAUUCCAAUAUGUGGAGAUUAAAUGAUAGUAGAUGGUGAAGAUUGUGAUGAUGGUAAUAAUAAUCCAUUUGAUGGAUGUGAUCAGUGUAAAUAUUAAUGUUAGGAUGUAUGUUUGAAUUGUCAUAAUGGUAAAUGUUAUUAAUGUAAAGAUGGAUAUACUUAUGAUUAAACUACUUAUAAAUGUUUAACAACAUGUGGAGAUUAAAUAAUAUAAGGGGAUGAAUAAUGUGAUGAUGGGAAUAAUGAUGUUUAAGAUGGAUGUUAUCUUUGUAAAUUGUAAUGUGAUAUUAAUUGUAUUAAUUGUUUAUAUGGUAAUUGUUUAAAAUGUGAUGAACUUAAUGGAUGGUAUUUAAAUAAUUCCCAUAAUUGUCAAUAUAUUUGUGGAGAUGGAAUUGUUUCUAAAUAAUAUGAGUAAUGCGAUGAUAAUAAUGAAAAUCCAUUUGAUUUAUGUGAUAAUUGUUAUUUAAGAUGUUCAGAUCACUGUAUUUCUUGUGAAAAUGGUUUAUGUUUAAAAUGUGAUGUAGGAUUUAGAUUUCUACCUUAAACUAAACAAUGUUUACCUAUUUGUGGAGAUUCUAUUAUAGUUGGUUAUGAAUAAUGUGAAGAUGGACAUACAGAAAUCAUUAAUUCAUGUAAUCAAUGCAAAUUAAAAUGCAAUAGUAAAUGUUUGAUUUGUUAAUAUAAUAAAUGUCUCAAAUGUGAAUUUGGUUAUUAUUUAAAUAACAAUAUGUGUGAAUAAUAUUGUGGAGAUGGUAUAAGAGUAGGUGAUGAAGAAUGUGAAAAUGUAUAUAUUUCUUAAUAAAUCUCUACAGAUUGUUUAAAUUGUAGAUAAGAUUGUGGAAGUGGAUGUUUAAUUUGUACUAAAGGAAUAUGUGAACUUUGUAAAUCAGGAUAUAUAAAAGAAUAAUAUAAAUGUAAAUCUAUAUGUGGAGAUAUGA